AUGACGACGUACAUCCCAGCCAUCACAAUCCCUACAAACGUGUUUCUAAAUCCCGCCUCCUCCAUCCUCCUUCCCAUCGCAUUGGGCACUUCCGUUGGUUUUGGAACUCGACCCUCCAAGGCGCAAAAGAAAUAUCUUGAACUGAAGCAACCUCCCUUACACCCUCCGCCAUGGGUCUUCGGCCCAGUAUGGACCGUUCUCUACGGUCUCAUGGGAUACGCCGCCUACCGUGCUACAUUUACCGGCCUCUCACCUUUCUCUUCUCCACAGACCAUCCAGGCAACUAAGCAUAGCAUGACCGUUUACACCAUUCAGCUCGGCCUCAACCUCGCCUGGAUGCCGCUCUUCUUCGUCGCCAAACGCCCAAUCGAAGCCACCGCCGACAUUGUCGUCCUGCUGGGUCUCAAUGGAUAUCUAGCUUCUCUUUGGGGAUCUAUCGACCAAGUUGCGGGCUGGUGCCAAGCUCCAUACAUCGCAUGGCUGGGCUUUGCAACGUAUUUGAGCGCUGGCGCUGGAUACCUCAACGGCUGGGAUUUGGCCGACAAGGAGACUAUCAGAGUCGAUGAAAAGCAAUAG
Messenger RNA from Trichoderma asperellum CBS 433.97, 576 nucleotides. RefSeq lists its product as uncharacterized. Gene Ontology annotation, cellular component: mitochondrial outer membrane. The record is from RefSeq and is a predicted model, not a curated record. NCBI's taxonomy places the organism in Eukaryota, Fungi, Ascomycota, Sordariomycetes, Hypocreales, Hypocreaceae.